This is a messenger RNA of Phodopus roborovskii (desert hamster), 2317 nucleotides long. RefSeq names its product interferon-induced protein with tetratricopeptide repeats 1-like. Gene Ontology annotation, molecular function: RNA binding; protein binding. The record is from RefSeq and is a predicted model, not a curated record. Gene Ontology annotation, cellular component: cytosol. Gene Ontology annotation, biological process: defense response to virus. Lineage: Eukaryota; Metazoa; Chordata; Mammalia; Rodentia; Cricetidae.
UUUGCUUAUUUGAGAACCUCCAGAACCCCAAUGAAUUUGGAAGAUCCUCUUGGCCUGAAUCAAAGAACUAAGGAGCUGUCUCCCAGCAACAUGAGUGAAGAAUCUCAUAGAAAUCUCACUCGAGAAAGCCUGAUUCAGCUGAGAUGUCACUUUACUUGGGAGUUGGUUAUAGAAGAUGUGGACAUACCUGAUUUGGAAAUGAGAAUCUCAGAGGAGGUUGAGUUCCUAGACAUCAAGAAGCCAGUGGGGAUGCACAACCUGCUGGCCUAUGUGAGGCAUCUGAAAGGCCAGCAUGAGGAAGCCCUGCAGAGCAUGAAGGAAGCAGAAGCCUUGAUCCAGGGGGAGCAGCUGGACAAGAGAAGCCUGGUGACCUGGGGCAACUGUGCCUGGGUGCAUUACCACAUGGGCAGCAUGGCAGAGGCCCAGACCUACCUGGACAAGGUGGAGAAGACUUGCAAGGAAUUUGCAAGUCCCUUCCGCUAUAGGAUGGACUGUGCCGAGAUGGACUGUGAGGAAGGCUGGGCCUUGCUGAAGUGUGGAAGACAGAAUUAUAGACGAGCCAUGGCCUGCUUUGCAAAGGCUCUGGAAGUGGAGCCUGAAAACCCUGAAUACAACACUGGCUAUGCCAUUGCAGCCUAUCGCCAGGAUUUCAAUGACAAUAGUGUUUCUCUGGAACCCCUCAGGAAGGCUGUCAGGCUAAAUCCAGAAGAUUCAUAUAUUAAAAUUCUCCUUGCCCUAAAACUUCAGAAUUUGGGAAAACCAGAUGAAGCAAACAUGUACAUUGAAGAAGCUCAGGCCAACACAUCCUACCAGACAUCUCUCUUUGGGCAUCUGGCCAAAUUUUACCUAAGGGAAGGUUUUGUGGAGAAAGCUCUCCAUCUCCUACACAGGGCCUUGCAGGAAAAACCCUUCUCUGCCUUCUUGCAUCACCAGACUGGUCUUUGCUAUAAGAGGCAAUUGUUCCAAAUAAAGAAAGCUACAAACAUGCAACCUAGAGGUCAUAAUAGAGAAAGAGCAGACCAAUUGAUCCGUUUGGCUAUGUUUCACUUUCAAAAGACUUUAGAACUGAGACCCACAUUUGAGACAGCUUAUGUUAAUCUGGCUGAAAUGCACAUAGAAACUGGCCAAUUUGGGAUGGCAGAGGACAACUUUCAGAAAGUGUUGAGCAUGAGGAACCUUGAUGUUACUAUCCAGCAAGACAUUCAUUUCCGCUAUGGCCGUUUCCAACAAUUUCAAAAGAGAUCAGAAGACAGAGCUAUUACCCAUUAUAUAAAGGGUCUUAAAAUAGAUGUGACUUCUUCCUAUAUCAGAAACAAGCUUCUAGAGGCUUUGCAGAAGCUGGUUGAAAGACGCAUUCACCAGCAUGUUCACAUUGUGGAGAGCAUCAGCCUCCUUGGUUUUGUCAAUAGACUGAGAGGGGAUAUAAGUGAGGCUCUACGAUGCUAUGAGAAAGCCCUGAGACUCACUAAAGCUUUGAACCCUGAGUUUUGAAGAACAGGUCAUCAAGUGACAUAUUAAGUAAUCUCAGGGUUCAUUAUUCCACUACUCUUUUGUGGCUGUUAUCUUAAAUAUGAGCUACCAGAUGAAGCAAGUUGGAGAUACUCCUUCUCUGUCUUCUGCCUUUCUACAUACAGCCCUGUUUUUGUUUUAUCUUGUUGGUUUGGCUGGGAGUUUCUUUGCUUUUCUUUCUUGGAUCUAAGUGUCUAUGAUAGGAGCUUCCAUUCUCCUAUCACACUUUGCUGCACUCAUCGACCAUGGUUGAUUCCUGCUGUCCUAGACACCUGUGAGCUGCCUUUGGAGUGAAUGACCUACACCCUCAGUCCUAUGGUACCGUGAUCAAAGGACACUUUACUAAAGAAGGCUUAUUUUUUUUUUUUAAUGCUUCAUGAAUCUCUGGCCUUCAGCAAUACAUGAAAGAAAAUUAAAUGAGCAAGGAUGAACUUUCAAAAGGAGAUGAAUUCAGGAUUCCACUACAAUAUUCCAAUCCAUACUUCCAUUCCUACAGGCCCUACAAUAGCCAUAACCUGCUGGUCAAUGAGCACAACCUUAUCAUCAGUGAAUCUUCUUAUGGCAAGCUUCUGAUUUCAGACAAUUGUGGUGAACGUGUGUGGUUCAAAUACAAAGAUAUUUAUUUACAGCUAAGAGAACUUUCAAAAUAUUUGGGGAUGACAGAGUAAAGGGGUAGCCUCUUUGGAAUGUGCAAACUCAAAAUGACAUAAAUAGCUACAUGAUACAGCUUAGAUUAUUAAGAGUUGUGUGGUAUUGUCUUCUUAAAUUUUAACUUAUAGUAUUCAUUAAAUCUGCUAAUAUCACAGAA